AGAACGGUAGAUUGUUAUUUGUAACAGGUUAGGGUUCUUAACGAAAUACAAAGAGCUCAGCAGAGUUUGUUAGUACUGUAUGUUUUUUUUCUUGUUUUUUUUUUUUUUUUUUUUUCGUUUUAGUGGCGUUAUAGUUUAACCUUCAUACUAUAAAGUUGCAAUUUAAACAUUAGCUACGUUUAGUAGUUGAACAGACAUGAGCAGUCCUGAUGCUGGGUAUGCAAGUGACGAUCAGACCCAGGGAAGGUGUUCGAUGUCAAUCAUGAUGGCUGGAAUUGGACACUGUCAGUGGACAGAUCCUUUAACUCCUCUCGGGGAAGGGAAAAUCAAAAGUGAAGCCUGCUCUACCAGCUCCGGAAACCAGAGCAGAGGCAAGCCUGAACCUCGGAUACGGCGACCCAUGAAUGCGUUUAUGGUCUGGGCGAAAGAUGAACGUAAACGUCUGGCACAGCAAAACCCAGAUCUGCACAAUGCCGAACUCAGCAAAAUGCUUGGUAAGUCGUGGAAAGCAUUGCCUGUGACUGAAAAGCGCCCAUUUGUGGAAGAGGCUGAGAGACUCAGAGUGCAGCACAUGCAAGACCACCCCAACUACAAAUACAGACCACGGAGGAGAAAGCAGGUGAAAAGAAUCAAGAGACUGGAAUCUGGCUUUCUGGUGCACAGUGUGACUGAACAGCAGGCUUCAACUUUAGGGAACGAUGGCAGGGUCUGUGUAGACAACCGUAAUGUUAAUUACCAUGAGCACCGUUACCCAGUUCAGAGUCAGCUCUCUCAACUUAGUCAGUAUCGGGAAUCGCAAAGCAUAGGGGGGCAUUUUGACUCUUACAGUUUACCCACCCCUGACACAUCGCCUCUGGACAUUGUGGCGAACGAUGCUGCAUUUUUCCCAUCGCAUGCCCAAGAAGAUUGCCGCAUGAUGCCUUACAGUUACCCCCACCAAACCACAGAGUAUCUCUCUCAGGAACACCAUUCCAAUCCUGUGCUUCGCAGGCCUCUUCCCCCUGCAGAGCACAUGGGUCAAGUCAGCUCUUUGCAGGGUUUAAUGGGAUGUCAUGGCUCUCUGGCAAUGUAUUACAGUCAGAUGUGUGCACCCACCAACCCGAAACCUCAACAGGGAAUCCACUCGGGACAGCUCUCGCCUCCACCCGAAUCCCAUCAGGUGGACAAUGUAGAUCACAUGCACCAGUCAGAUCUUUUGGCAGACGUGGAUCGCAAUGAAUUUGAGCAGUACCUGAACUCUGCCGCCCGCUCAGAUAUAGCAGGGCUAUCUUAUAAUGGGCAUGAAACUAAUAUGCCUCUGACUGACAAUAGUCUAAUUUCUUCAGUUCUCUCCGAUGCAAGUACCGCUGUAUACUACUGUAAUUACAACAGUGCAUAAAAGGUAUUGAGGGGGUACAGGAUUUAUUAUAAAUUGUUUGGUAUUUACAAGUAAUUUAUUUAUGGGCCCAAACCACAAGCUUAAACAGUAAGGUGUGGAAUUACAGAUACAGAAGUGUAUGGGUACUGUAUAAAUGUACAUUAUGAAACUAUGUGGUAUUGUGUAGAAGAGAAACUGAAUGUGUCUGGAAGUCCUCUUUUUAUUAAAUCG
This is a messenger RNA of Polyodon spathula (Mississippi paddlefish), 1588 nucleotides long. RefSeq names its product SRY-box transcription factor 17 (gene sox17). Bases 197 to 1378 code for a protein of 393 amino acids. The transcript has 2 exons. The record is from RefSeq and is a predicted model, not a curated record. NCBI's taxonomy places the organism in Eukaryota, Metazoa, Chordata, Actinopteri, Acipenseriformes, Polyodontidae. Gene Ontology annotation, molecular function: DNA-binding transcription activator activity, RNA polymerase II-specific; RNA polymerase II cis-regulatory region sequence-specific DNA binding. Gene Ontology annotation, biological process: positive regulation of transcription by RNA polymerase II; angiogenesis; anatomical structure morphogenesis.